This is a messenger RNA of Penicillium cinerascens, 1029 nucleotides long. RefSeq names its product DUF3431 domain-containing protein. Bases 1 to 1029 code for a protein of 342 amino acids. The transcript has 3 exons. The record is from RefSeq and is a predicted model, not a curated record. NCBI's taxonomy places the organism in Eukaryota, Fungi, Ascomycota, Eurotiomycetes, Eurotiales, Aspergillaceae.
AUGCUAUUCGCCCCGAGCGGACCGCAGAGUCCUCGCCGUCGCAAUCGCAUUAAAUCCAUACUCGUCACUAUAUUCAUCGUCCUCGCCAUAUACUUCCUCUUCUUCGCGCACGCCGAGUCGUCCCAUAAACCCACCGCCAAAACCGACUAUGCGCAGCUACACAAAUCAACGCCGUCGCCCAAAGCGGACGAGCAGGCUCGUCCGGAGAUUCGGCGACGGAAGGAAAUGGUUGUGGCCAGCAUGAAGAGCGACGAUACCUCAUGGCUGGCCGAGUACUUCCCGGACUGGUCCAGGAGCAUCUACGUGGUGAACGACAAAACGGCCCCCUUGACAGUGCCGUACAACAAGGGGCGCGAGUCAAUGGUCUACUUGACCUACAUAAUUGACCAUUACGACUCCCUGCCAGAGGUCAUGCUCUUUAUACACUCCCAGCGCUUCCAAUGGCACAAUGACGACCCAUACUACGACGGUGUAGCCAUGUUGCGCAACUUCCAGGUGCCCUACCUGCAGAAAAAGGGCUACGUGAACCUGCGCUGCGUCUGGACGCUCGGCUGUCCGGUCGAGAUUCACCCGCUGAGUGAUAGGCACCGCGACGACGUGCACGCGGGCGAAUAUUUCUUGAAUGCAUUCAAGGAGCUGUUCCCCCAAUCUCCGAUCCCGGAGGAAAUCGGCGCGAGCUGCUGCGCUCAGUUUGGCGUGACGAAGGAGCAGGUUCUUUCUCGCCCAAAGAGCGACUAUGAGCACUUCCGGAGAUGGCUUCUGGAGACGGACUUGACGGAUGACUUGUCAGGAAGAAUCUUAGAAUACACCUGGCACAUUAUAUUUGGACAAGAUCCGGUAUAUUGCCCAGACGCUAGAGCGUGCUACUGCAAUGUCUUUGGAAUUUGUGACGACAAAUUAAACUGUGACGAAGGUACUUGUGAAGGUCGAUAUGUUUUGCCGCCAUUCUCGUCGCUGCCCAAGGGAUGGCCAUACGUUGGAUGGAAGGGCCAGCCACAGAAUCCGAGUAGCGGUCUGCCGGAAUCCUGA